Molecule: messenger RNA, 3702 nt
Organism: Pistacia vera
Lineage: Eukaryota; Viridiplantae; Streptophyta; Magnoliopsida; Sapindales; Anacardiaceae
Exons: 5
Coding region: 183-3485 (1100 amino acids)
Biological process (GO): mitochondrial translational elongation
Cellular component (GO): mitochondrial matrix
Molecular function (GO): protein binding; translation elongation factor activity
Source: RefSeq, a predicted model, not a curated record
AACAAAGACAGUGGUUCAUAAGAUAAGGAUUCAAGGCCUCACCUUACAUUUCACUCUCCUCUCUUCUUCAAUACACUCUACCUCCAAACUUGAAGCUUUUUCUUUUCAACGUUAGGUGAAGAUCUGAUGAAUAACUUGUUUUAGCUGCCAACUACACCUUAAACCUUGCUGUUGCAGUUAACAUGACGCCUGUGAUCCCAUGUUCUAUAAGCAAUAUUUCACCCAUUCCUGUGAAUGCUUUUAUAAUAAAGAACAAAAACUGUUUAACAAGAUGCAAUUCAACCAGAAAAUCUGCAAAACAUACAAUAUCCUCCACAAGAUAUGUUUUACCUCUUUCUUCUUCUGUUAGAAUAUUUUCACAAUACCAAAGGGGGUGUGUUUUACAUGAUAAAUCUGGAAUCCGUAUAUUAUCAGCCACAGGAAUUGAUGUAGUGGUAGAGGAACCAGAUUCACCUGCUGCAGAUGAAGGUUCGGCCGGGGCCUCAGACAUUCCAUCUGAUGUGGUUGAAACAAGUGAAACUUCCUCUUCAAGAUCAGAUACAAGUCCCACUCCAGCUCAGUCAAAACAGUCAAGACCAGUUAGGAAAAGUGAGAUGCCUCCUCUAAAGGAUGAGGAAUUAAUUCCUGGUGCAACAUUUACUGGUAAAGUAAAAUCAAUCCAUCCAUUUGGUGCUUUUGUUGAUUUUGGAGCUUUCACAGAUGGCCUGGUGCACGUUUCAAGGUUGAGUGAUAACUUUGUUAAGGAUGUUGGAAGUUUUGUUUCUGUCGGCCAAGAGGUGAAGGUCAGAUUGAUUGAAGCAAAUAAUGAGACUGGACGUAUUUCUCUUACCAUGCGAGAAAGUGAUGAUAUUAGCAAGCUGCAGCAAGAGAAAGAUGCUCCCGCCAGUAGCGAGAAGGCAAGGCCUGCCAGACGGGGCACCUCAAAGCCCAAUCAAAAACGGGCUGAGGUGAAAACCACCAAGUUUGUCAAGGGACAGGACUUGGAGGGCACAGUGAAGAACUUAGUUAGGGCUGGUGCUUUUAUAUCUCUUCCUGAAGGGGAGGAAGGAUUUCUCCCUACAUCAGAGGUAUCUGAUGAUGGACUUGCAAGCAUGAUGGGCGGCUCGUCGCUGCAGGUAGGCCAAGAAGUCAGUGUGCGGGUAUUGCGUAUCUCAAGGGGACAAGUAACUUUGACAAUGAAGAAAGAAGAAGAUGCUAAAUCAGACUUACAGGUUGCUCAAGGGGUUGUCCACGUUGCAACAAACCCCUUUGUGUUGGCGUUCCGUCAAAACAAAGAUAUUGCUGCUUUUUUGGAUGAGAGGGAUAAAACAGAGAAAGUAGUUGAAAAAACAGUGGAACUGAAGACCCCAAAAGAAAUAGAAGGAAAGUUAAAUGAAACCGAAGUUGAAUCCAGUAUUUCUGAGGUGCAGGAGCAACCAGAGGUCAGUGCCCCUUCUGCAUUUGAUGAAGUAGUGGAAAAUGAUGAAGUUCCUUCAAAGGAGGAGAUUGUGGAGGCUGAUACAUUAUCUGGCUCAUCAGGAAGUGUGGAUGGUGCACCCCAAACCAUGGAGAAAGAACCGGAGGAGAGUAGCAAAAGUUUGGCUGCUGAAGGGAGUGUAUCUACUGAGAAUCAAACAAUCGAGGAGGCUACUUCAACCAACAUAUCUGAAGAAAUAGCUGAACAAGUCUUGUCUUCAAAAAGCUCAAAAGAUGAAGUUUUAGAGAGUAAAAGUGAUGAUGUCGUGGCAAAAGUUGAAAUGCCAAUACAAACACCUACGGCAGAGACCAAUAUUCCUACUGCUGCACCAGCUGAAGACGAAGAGGCAGGACCUACUCCUGACAAAAAUGGUGGUGUCUCCAGCUCUGUUGUACAACCCGAGGAAACCAAAGCUGGAGAAGUUGAUGAAAAUUCUGAUCCAUCUGGGGAAUCAGCUGUGAACCAGACCGUUUCUUCUGGAAGUCAGGUCAUUGAGGAAGUUGUGGAGAAUCAAGUUGAUGAUACCAAGGAUGAAGUGCAGAUACAAGCACCUGCUGCUGAGACUGAAGUUGUGACAACCUCAGCAGUUGAAGAUGAAAAGACAGGACCUGAUCCCGAGAAAAAUGACAAUGUAGGAAAUUCUAAUGGACAACCUGACGCUCCUUCGCCCAAGGAAAACGUGAUUACAGCAUCUAUAUCCACAGCUCUAGUAAAGCAGCUUCGUGAAGAAACAGGAGCAGGAAUGAUGGACUGCAAGAAAGCUCUUGCAGAGACUGGAGGAGACAUUGUCAAAGCUCAGGAAUUUCUUCGAAAGAAAGGUUUAGCAAGUGCAGAAAAGAAAGCCAGCAGAGCCACUGCUGAAGGAAGAAUAGGUUCUUAUAUUCAUGAUAGCAGGAUUGGCAUCCUGGUAGAGGUGAACUGUGAGACAGAUUUUGUCUCCCGAGGCGACAUUUUUAAGGAGUUGGUUGAUGAUCUUGCCAUGCAGGUGGCUGCAUGCCCUCAAGUACAGUAUCUUGUUACAGACGAUGUUCCUGAAGAGAUUGUGAACAAGGAGAAAGAAAUUGAAAUGCAGAAGGAAGAUCUCUUGUCGAAACCAGAGCAGAUCAGGUCAAAGAUUGUUGAAGGACGGAUCAGGAAGAGGCUUGAGGAACUGGCAUUGCUUGAACAGCCCUACAUAAAGAAUGAUAAAGUGGUGGUAAAGGACUGGGUGAAACAGACCAUUGCAACCAUUGGUGAAAAUAUUAAAGUGAGGAGGUUUGUGCGAUACAAUCUUGGGGAGGGCUUGGAGAAGAAAAGCCAGGAUUUUGCUGCUGAGGUGGCUGCUCAAACUGCAGCAAAGCCGGUGGUAAAAGAUCAGCCUGCUGCCGUGGAAACAAAGGAAACUGUUGAGAAGCCACCAGCAGCGACCAUCUCAGCCGCACUUGUUAAACAACUAAGGGAGGAAACAGGAGCAGGGAUGAUGGACUGCAAGAAAGCUCUCUCUGAAACUGGAGGAGAUCUUGAGAGGGCACAGGAGUACCUGAGAAAGAAAGGCCUUUCAGCUGCAGACAAGAAAUCAAGCCGACUUGCAGCAGAAGGCAGAAUUGGUUCCUACAUUCAUGACUCACGUAUUGGGGUACUAAUUGAAGUAAAUUGUGAGACUGACUUUGUGGGUAGAAGUGAAAAAUUCAAGGAGUUGGUUGAUGAUCUAGCAAUGCAAGUUGUGGCAUGCCCACAGGUGCAAUUUGUAUCCAUUGAAGACAUUUCGCAAGACAUUAUAAACAAGGAAAAAGAGAUUGAGAUGCAGAGAGAGGACCUUUUGUCAAAACCAGAGAACAUAAGGGAGAGAAUUGUUGAGGGGAGGAUCACAAAGAGGCUUGGAGAGCUUGCUCUCUUAGAGCAACCUUUUAUAAAGGAUGACAGUAUUUUGGUGAAAGACUUGGUGAAGCAAACUGUUGCUGCUCUUGGUGAGAACAUAAAAGUUCGAAGAUUUGUUCGGUUUACUCUUGGAGAGACAACUGAAGAUGCAAAAACAGAAACUGAAGCAUGAGAUGGGAGAAUGUCAGAAAUAGUGAGGGAGAUCUUCGCAAGUACAGGUGGGAGAAUUUUGAAUUGAGAGACUAAUCUGAUUCUUUUUGUUGUGAUUAAAGCAAAGUAGUUUUGUUUUUCAGUUUUGUUAUAUGAUCCACUACUUUUGAUUUUGAAGAAGAGGAACAUUUCAAAUCUAUUUUAUGCAAAAUGAAAAUAUGAAAACACAGUUCAUUCAA